Sorghum bicolor (sorghum) is the source of this 858-nucleotide messenger RNA. Its product is annotated as translation initiation factor IF-2. The transcript has a single exon. The record is from RefSeq and is a predicted model, not a curated record. Lineage: Eukaryota; Viridiplantae; Streptophyta; Magnoliopsida; Poales; Poaceae. The coding region runs from base 119 to 670 and encodes 183 amino acids.
ACAUCCAGCGACGCCAACGCCAACGCAUCGAUCGGCAGCUCCAGAGCUCCGGUUUCAUCCACCAGGGCAAGCGAGACAUCUUAAGCCGGCCGAUCAUCACCAACGACGACGCGCGGCCAUGGCGUAUUCGCCAUCGUCUGCACCAACUAGCCCGCUCCCGCGGCAGCUGCUGCGGUAUGUGUCGUCCGGCCUGGUCGCCGCCCUCCACCGCCCAGCUCCAACCAUCAGCUUGCCGGGCGCGCCGCGGGGAGUUGACGCGGCUGCGGCGGCGUCCCAGCGGCUCCGGGUGAUCGUGAGCAGAGCCGCUCCUUCCCCGAAAGGGCGCCCCGCCGCGCCGAGGCAAGGCAGCUGCGGGCAUGUCCAUGCCGCUCCGGCGAUGGCGACGAUAGCAGCGCGCGUGGUUACGCCUAUGCGACGGCCCACGCCGCCUGGUCCCCCGGCACAGGGCAGCGGCGGAAAAGUUCAUGCCGUGUCACCGGCGGCGACGGCGACUCUGCUUAUGCGAGGACCAGCUCCGCCAAGCCGGCCUGCGGAAGGAAGCGGCGGAAAAGUUCAUGCCGUGUCGCCGGCGGCGACGGCGCGUGUGCUUAUGCGAGGGCCCGCGCCGCCUGGUUCCCCGGCAGAAGGCGCCGGCGGCCGUGGUGGGAUCAUCAAUGCUAUUCCUUCUUGAUUCUCGAGUUGUACAGUACUUGUAGUACUAUUGGAAAGAUUGAGGCCGCUACUUUUUCUUUCAUUUUUGAAUGAAGCUUGAAAGUUCAGACUGAACUGUCUGAACCUGAUGUAAGUGACAGUAAACGAACUAUAAUUUUCAGUAAUAUAAUAGUUACUAUACAUGCCUUGCAUGUUGAGCAUUUUGUU